Messenger RNA from Argentina anserina (silverweed cinquefoil), 2136 nucleotides. RefSeq lists its product as uncharacterized. The coding region runs from base 1 to 2136 and encodes 711 amino acids. NCBI's taxonomy places the organism in Eukaryota, Viridiplantae, Streptophyta, Magnoliopsida, Rosales, Rosaceae. The transcript is spliced from 5 exons. The record is from RefSeq and is a predicted model, not a curated record.
AUGGCUCCAAAUAGAAUUAAAAGUCAACUAUCAGGGUCUCAAAAAAAAAAGAGGAGGCAACAAAGAGCUGCAUUAGAUCGACGUGAAGCCGGAUCUUUCAAGAGGUUUCUUGAGAGAAAAACUAAACAAGUGCACACUGAUACUAAUGUGAAUAUAUAUGACAAUGAGAAUGAGCAGGAGAACAAUGAGAUUGAGCAUGAGAACAAUCAGAAUGAGAAUGUUGAUGGUAGUGGUAACAUGGACAAGCCAAAUCUUUUAGAGAAUGAGGAAGAAAUAGUUAUAGCUGAAGAUGAUCAACAAGAUGCAUGUGAUGAUAUUAAUAUGCAAGAGGAAGAAAGAAAUUAUACUGAACAUGUUCAACAAGAUGCAAGAGGUAAUAGUGAUAUGGAAGAUGCAGGUGAAAAUAUUGAUAUGCAAGAGGAAGAUGAUCAACAUGGUUCAAGUGCAACAUUUGAUUUCUCAUUCGACAUUGAUGAUCUAGGAAAUUGGGAGAAGAUGGAACAGAAUUCCAGAGAUUUUAUAGUUGAAAGAGGUCCUAAAAGAGAAAGUAAUUUCACUUAUCCAGAUGAUCACAAGGGGAGACGUUUUAGUUCUAAUCAUUAUUAUCGUGUCUUACCUAAUGGUGAAAAGAAGAACAAGAGGAAAGAUCAUAACAAGACUUUGUUGGGCCAACUUGGUAAUGAAGGACUGAAUGAUUGGAAAAAUGUUAGCGCAAGACUCGCAAGCCAUGAAAGAAAUAAGCAUCACCUCAGUUGCUUUAGUAGUUGGAUUGAAUUGGAAAUAAGAUUGAAAAAGAAUGCAACAAUUGAUCAGGGGUUGGAAGAACAAAUCAAGAAGAAGAGAGAGCAUUGGAGACAAGUACUACUGAGGAUCCUAGCAGUUGUGAAAAGUCUUGUCAAAAAUAAUUUGUCAUUUCGUGGGAAUAAUGAGAAACUGUGUGAAGAGAACAAUGGUGUUUUUUUACAAGUGAUUGAGAUGAUCUCUAAGUUUGAUCCAGUGAUGCAUGAACAUGUUAGACGUGUUUUGAAGAAAGAAACUCAUUACCAUUACUUGAGUCACAAGAUCCAAAAUGAAAUGAUUCAGCUCCUAACAAAUGAGGUGAAAGCUUCUAUUGUUGCAACUAUUAAAGAGGCAAAGUAUUUUUCUGUUAUACUUGAUUGCACUCCAGAUGCUAGUCAUGAGGAGCAAAUGUCUCUUAUUGGCCGAUGCGUAGAUGUUACAGCAAGUCCUAUUGUGGUGAGAGAAUUCUUUUUGGGAUUUUUGAAGGUGAAUGAUACAACGGGACUUGGACUAUUUAAUGAGCUUACAAAUGCACUUGACAGUCAUACACUUAAUAUUGGUGAUAUACGAGGACAAGGAUAUGACAACAGAUCUAACAUGAGAGGAAAGCACAAGGGUGUUCAGAGUAGACUUCUAGAGUGCUUGGAAAAAGAUGGUGAUGAUUCUAAAACAAGGUCUACUGCUCAAUGCAUGGCAACAUAUGAAAUGGAUUUUGAAUUCUUGUUGGGGAUGGUUAUUUGGUAUGAUUUGUUGCAUGCUAUCAAUAUUGUGAGUAAAUUUCUCCAAACUGAAGACAUGCAUAUUGAUGUUGCUAUUGAAGAAUUGGAGAAACUUAUGUCAUUUAUCCAAAAGUACAGAGAAACUAGAUUUGAUGAGGCCUUAGUUAUAGCUAAAGAAAUUGCAAGUGAGAUGGAAAUUGAAGUUGCAUUUCGUGAAAAAAGAAAUACUCGAAAAAAAAGGCAUUUUGAUGAAAGUGAUAGUGAAGAUGAGGUGACACCAUCAUCGUUAGAAUCAUUCAAGUUGGAGAAAUUGAAAUAUGUAGAUAAUAAUAGUUUGAGGGACAAUUGUAUGAAUCUUGAAAAAUUGUUAAAAGAUGGUGAUGCCUCUGAUGUUAAUGGAAGUGACUUAUUCGAUGAAUUGAACUACUUAAGAAGAGCUAUACCAAAAGAAGCAAAGAGGGCAGUUGAUGUAUUGAACUAUUUGAAGCAAAGGGAUGAGUGUUACCCAAAUGCUUGGGAAAGAUUGAACGGUCUAGCUUUGUUGUCAAUUGAAAAAGAUUUGGCUCACAAGCUUGAUUAUUCAAGCUUAGUUGAAACUUUUGCAGCAAAAAAUGCAAGAAGGGUCAUUUUUCAAUAA